GUGGACAGCUCUAUGUUUCAAGCACAGAAAGAGAAUGGCCAAGAUAUUGUGCAUUUUGUCUGCAAUAGUUUUUGUCGUGAAAACUGACGAUGUCAGCGAAUUUAAUGCAACUAUCCCAGCCGUUAACAUGACAUUGAACUCUACUGUUAACAGAACGAUAGCUUUUAAGACGCCUGUGUUCUCAUUAUUCUCCACCACCACCACAGCCAAUAAACCAGUUUUGGGAAAGAAAAAUGCAGAUGACAAGCGCAUCGAUCAAGACGAGGAUGGAAAACAUGAAUCCAAGAAUGGCACAGCAGACGCAAAGAAAGAACCUGACUGUCCCCCUCUGGGUCUGAAGUCACUGAGGGUUGAUGACAGCCAGAUCCAGGCUUCAUCCUACCUGCGGAUGGGACUUGGCCCUCACAGGGCAAGACUCAAUAUACAGUCAGGUAUCGAGGACGGAGACAUGUAUGAUGGUGCGUGGUGUGCUAAGUAUGAGGACCAGCACCAGUGGCUGCAGGUGGAUGCUCUGCGCCCUACGCUGUUCACAGGAGUCAUCCUGCAGGGACGCAACUCCAUCUGGAGCUGGGACUGGGUUGAAACCUACAAAGUGCAGCUGAGUAACGACUCCGAGACCUGGAAGACCUGCAUGAACGGAACAGAGGAGGCGGUGUUUGUUGGAUCCCGAAAUGAACCUGAGACACCCUACCUGGCCCUCUUCCCUCAGCCCGCGGUGGCUCGUUGGAUCCGCAUCAACCCCCAGACCUGGUACUGGAACGGGACAAUCUGUCUCAGAGCAGAGGUACUGGGAUGCCCCCUCCCAGAUCCGGACAACGUUUGGCAACACUUCUCUGAAAAACUGUCUGGCUCUAAAGAUAACCUGGACUUCAGACACCACAACUACAAGGAGAUGAGGAAGCUGAUGAAGGCUGUGAAUGAAGAAUGCCCUCGUAUCACUCGUAUCUACACCAUUGGGAAGAGCCACACCGGACUGAAGCUCUACGUCAUGGAGAUCUCUGAUAACCCCGGAAAACAUGAACUAGGUGAGCCAGAGUUCCGCUAUGUGGCAGGUAUGCAUGGCAACGAGGUGGUUGGCAGAGAGCUGGUGCUGAACCUCAUGCAGUACAUCUGUCGAGAGUUUAGACGAGGCAACCCACGCAUCGUCCGUCUGGUGACCACCACACGUAUCCACCUACUGCCGUCUAUGAACCCUGAUGGAUAUGAAACAGCCUUUGAAAAGGGGUCAGAGCUGGCAGGUUGGGCUCUGGGGCGCUACAGCUACGAGUGGGUCGAUAUGAACCACAACUUCCCCGACCUGAACAAUAUCAUGUGGGACGCCAAGGAGAAUGACACAGACAUGGUUAAAACAGCCAACCACUACAUCCCCAUACCAGAGUACUACACUAAAGAGGAUGCCUUCGUGACCCCAGAGACACGUGCGGUCAUCAGCUGGAUGCAGGACAUCCCCUUUGUCCUGAGUGCCAACCUCCACGGGGGAGAACUGGUGGUUACCUACCCCUUCGACUGCACCCGGGACUGGGCCCCUCAGGAAAACACCCCUACAGCUGACGAUAGUUUCUUCCGCUGGCUGGCCACGGUCUACGCCUCCACCAACCUGGUCAUGGCCAACCCUGAUAGGAGGAUCUGCCACUCUGAAGACUUCCAACAACACAACAACAUCAUUAACGGAGGAGCCUGGCACACCGUCCCUGGGAGUAUGAAUGACUUCAGCUACAUGCACACUAACUGCUUCGAGGUGACGGUGGAGCUGUCGUGUGACAAGUUUCCUCACGCCAGCGAGCUUCCUACAGAGUGGGAGAACAACAAGGAGUCUCUGCUUGUCUACAUGGAGCAGGUUCACAGAGGCAUCAAGGGAGUGGUGAGAGACAAGAUGACGAAGAAAGGCAUUGCAGACGCCAUUGUGAAAGUGGAAGACCUGGACCACGACAUACGAUCAGCAGCUGAUGGGGACUACUGGCGUCUGUUGAACCCCGGGGAAUACAAAGUGACGGCGUGGGCGGAGGGAUACAUUCCCUCCGUGAGGCGGUGCAACGUCGGGCCCGAAGCACGCCCCACCAUCUGUGACUUCAUCUUGAUCAAGACUCCACGGCAGAGGGUGAACGAGAUCCUAGCUAAAGGAGGGAGGUUACCCCAGGAUCUACAACUGAAGCUGAGAGCACUGAGGCUCCGGAAACUAAGAGCCUCCACCAAGGCCAUCAAUCAGCGGAGGAAGAACAGCCGCAAGGCCAGGGGAACACGGUUCGCUAGGGCACCACGCCCUCUCACACCCCUGGCCUGAGAGACAGCGUCUCUAAUGACACCCUAUUCCCCACAUGGCUCUGGUCAAAAGAAGUGCACUAUAUAAAGGGAAUAGGGUGCCAUAGGGCUCUGGUCAAAAAGUAGUGCACUAUAUAGAGAAUAGGGUGCCAUAGUCUCUGAUCUAAAGUAGUGCACUAUGUAGAGAAUAGGGUGCCAUAGGGCUCUGGUCUAAAGUAGUGCACUAUAUAGAGAAUAGGGUGCCAUUUGGGACUUGAGGCUUUGAAACGACGGGGGUGUUUGAGAUGGACUACAUUGUAGUCAGCGACUACAGACAGACUGAAAUACAAAACGUCAAUGAGAAGUCAUUUUUAGAAAGGCGAUUUGUAAAUCCGACUGCUAUGUAGUCGAUCUGAAACAAGACACAGCGGCUUCAACACAAGUCUGUAUUCCCCUGUGAAUGUUAUGAUUUCAGAUUUGAAUAGCAGAGUCGUACAGGGAGAUUGUAUGUGCUCUAACUAGCUUGUUGGGACAGUGGUCAACAUGGUCAGUUGUUUGUUAAAAAGGUAGAGAAAUAAUGAAGUUGAUGAGGCUGUAUCUUUACAUUGGUAGGAAUAUUUCAUACCUUCUAACUAGUUGUUUGGCUUGUUGGGAAAGUGGUCAACAGUAGCUAGGUUUCCAUCCAAUUGGCGACAGAUUUUCAUGCAAAUAUAUAUAUUUUUUAAUCUGCAUAAAGAGAAUCUGCAUAAAGAAAAUCUGCAUAAAGAAAAUCUGCACAUAGAAAAUCUGCAUAAAGAAAAACUGCAUAUAGAAAAUCUGCAUAUAGAAAAUCUGCAUAAAGAAAAUCUGCAUAUAGAAAAUCUGCAUAUUUUCCCACCAGUGGUGUUUCCACCAAACUGGAUUUGUUGCGGAUAAAACGUCAGUCCGUGAUGACGUAGUGCGCAAAAAUAGUACUUUUUCACUUAACGGUUUUCACGUUACCGAAUUAAAAAUCAAAAGUUCAAUGUUUUUUCCAUCGCAUUUUCAACUCGUAUCGAUAGUUUGUUGCGCUGAAUAGCACACUCACGUGCGUACUCUAGCCAACAGCUCGGGUAAAGCCAUCUACACGAUGAGAUUAUUAGGGAUCAGAGAGAAGAUAUGUUUGUUGUUGUCGACCCGGCAGUCAUCAUGUCACCAGACUAAGACCGUGGAUAUGUAUUGUGAAGGAGCGGUCCAGCUCACAGCUUCCAUUCACCACCCUGUGAUGUUCAUCAUAACUCCAUUCAUCUGUAGCCUAAUAAACUACAUGGUUUCCCCGAGUCGUAGUGAGAGGACCACACGCCAAUAUCAUCUCGUGACUUCCCAACUUUACUUUGAUACGGUUCGAUAGCAAUUAUAUCAAUAUUUGCGCAUAAAAGACGCCAUUUCUCGCAUAAUUUAAAUUUUCCCGACAAAAAAAAAAAAGGUGUGAACGAAACAAAUUGUCUGUCGACAUUUAUAAAAAUUGUACUGAAACGACCUGUUUCCAUCACAGUUUCAAUUUGUCAAUUUUUUUUGUUUUUAUACAGUGUGACUUUACUGAAAUAGACACUGUGAAUGGAAACGUGGUUAAUGACAAUAGAUCUGGGACCAGGCGUGUGAAUAUUCAGUUUAGUUUAUCCUCUGGUCUUUAGCUGUUUUUACACUUAACUAUCGACUAUAUAGAAGAAGACCUUUUAUGAUGACGAGGGGAGGCCACGGCAGUAUCAGCUGGCCUGAUACGUUGUAUAUCAUUGUGUGUUUUGACUAUUUCAUUAAAGGACAAUUUGGGUAGAAA
Messenger RNA from Oncorhynchus nerka (sockeye salmon), 4033 nucleotides. RefSeq names its product probable carboxypeptidase X1. The coding region runs from base 35 to 2281 and encodes 748 amino acids. Gene Ontology annotation, biological process: protein processing; peptide metabolic process. The transcript is spliced from 13 exons. The record is from RefSeq and is a predicted model, not a curated record. NCBI's taxonomy places the organism in Eukaryota, Metazoa, Chordata, Actinopteri, Salmoniformes, Salmonidae. Gene Ontology annotation, molecular function: metallocarboxypeptidase activity; zinc ion binding.